CCCUGAUCCUCCACGAGCACUGUGAUGAAACGGAAAAGAGCGUAUGCCUGUCACCACAGAAAUGAGUGAGUCGCCGUCUUUUAACUCAGUGAAGCUUGUGUCAUUGGCCCGAUCGCUGUCGGAGCUUGGGCUGGAUGCUGCCAAUGGAGGCCCUAUCACGCCCCCUGACAAUGACGAGCCCCCUCUUCCGGAGUCUGGCAUCGACCUCGGCCCUGGGCUUUUUUUUGCCGAUGGCAAGAGAAAAGUGGACUAUGCCCUUUGCUACAAAUACAAAAAAAGGCGGGCGUCCAAGGCACGCCUUUCCCUUGUAUCCAAUGGGACUAUACCAUUUCCGAUAUCGAGCCGAUGGGAAACGGAAGCAGAGUCUGGGGAGGCAGGUGCACCAGUAGGAGAUGUGGAGGAGUCAAAGCUGUCUGAGGAGGAAAAGGCUGUAAUGAGGGAGGAGUUUGAAGCGGGUUUACUGGAUGCUGGGCUACAGCUACAGCGUGAUAAAGAGAGGGCAAAUGGCCUGGGGUUUAUUCGGCUGCAUAUCCCGUGGCCAAUACUGAGCCGAGAAGCCGAGCUUCAGAAGAUCAAAGUUGCUGUGAAAAAGAAGUGCGAAUUGCAGAAACGGAUGGGCAUUGCUGGAAUGUGGGAUUCCAUAAUGGGCAAAGUCAACACACCGUUUCAACCAGACAUCCCUGACUUUGACAUUCACAGAGAUUCACAGACACGCGUCCACUUCAAAACCCUCAAACACCCUUUUAUCAGAGACAAGCUCCACCUGUACGACAUCAAGUCAACAGAAACUUUAUUUGAUAAUGCAACACGCAGCAGAAUAGUCGCUGAGAUUAUUUCACGUACUACCUGCAGACAAACCUGCCAAACCACUGGCAUCAACUCAUUAUUGGCUCGGGGUGUCUACGACUCUGCCUUCCCUCUGCAUGAUGGGUCGUUCACAAGGAGAGGACGGAAAGAUCAGCGAAAUGACAGACAGCUCCUUCAUGAUGAAUGGGCUAACUAUGGAGUCAUGCAUAAAUACCAGCCUGUGCACCUGAUCAGGAAGUACUUUGGAGAGCAGAUUGGGUUGUAUUUUGCCUGGCUGGGUGUUUACACUCAGCUCCUCAUCCCUCCCUCUGUCCUGGGAAUCAUUGUCUUCCUGUACGGCAUAUUCACUGUGGAUGCCAAUGUGCCAAGCCAAGAGGCAUGUGAUGACAACCUGAACAUCACCAUGUGUCCACUGUGCGAUGGAGUGUGUGACUACUGGCAUCUGAGUACGGUGUGCUCUCUGGCAAGAGCGUCAUACCUCUUUGACAAUGGAGCCACUGUCCUCUUCGCCAUCUUCAUGUCUCUGUGGGCUGCCUGUUUCCUUGAGCACUGGAAAAGACGACAGAUGUGUCUGAAACAUAUGUGGGACCUGACGAGCUUGGAGGAUGAGGAGGAGCGAGUCCAGGAGGAGCUGAGGCCUGAAUAUGAAGAAGUCCUACAGGAGAAGAAAGCUAAGAUGAAAGCCCAGUCUAAGAAGAAGUUGACUCAAGCGGAGGAUGGAGUGGGUAGAGAAACAGACCAGAUGCUGGCCUCACAGCGAGAACCAGAGUCCUUGGACAUUGAGGAUCACCUGUCAGGUUAUCUCAUCAAUGUGUCCACCUUACUCCUCCUGAUCUUCGUAACCUUCUCAGCUGUGUUUGGGGUGGCAGUUUAUCGCAUCUGCAUGUUAAGCGUUUGGUCCAUGAACCCCGAUCCUGAAGCCAAGGCCAGCGUGAGGAUGACCGUCACCACUACAGGCAUCAUCCUGAACAUGCUGGUCGUUCUGGUGCUGGAGGAAGUCUAUGGAGCGAUCGCUGUGUGGCUGACUGAACUGGAACUUCCAAAGACAAAGGAAGAGUUUGAAGAGAAGCUGAUCUUUAAAUCUUUCUUCCUCAAGUCAAUGAACGCCUUUGCACCUAUUUUCUAUGUGGCCUUCUUCAAGGGCAGGUUUGGUGGGCGGCCAGGCGAUUAUGUUUACGUCUUUGGAGACUACCGCAUGGAGGAGUGCGCUCCACCAGGCUGCCUCAUCGAGUUGUGCAUCCAGCUCAGCAUGAUCAUGCUCGGAAAGCAGCUCAUCCAAAACAAUGUGUUCGAGGUUCUCAUACCUAAGCUGAAAAAGAUGUACAGAACAAUACAGGAAGAAAAGGGAAAUAAAAGAGCAGCAGAGAAAGAGCAGAAUGAUACAGAAGAGAAGAGACCAAAGCAACAAUCUGACAAAGAUUUUGCUCUUGAACCCUAUGAAGGGGUGACCCCGGAGUACAUGGAGAUGAUAAUCCAGUAUGGCUUCGUGUCUCUGUUCGUGGCCUCCUUCCCGCUGGCGCCAGCGUUCGCUCUGCUCAACAACGUCAUUGAGAUUCGCCUCGAUGCUGCAAAAUUUGUGACUGAGAUCCGACGGCCUGAUGCUGUGAGGUGUAAAGACAUAGGGAUUUGGUACAACAUUCUCUGUGGAAUCAGCAAGUUUUCUGUCAUUACCAAUGCGUUUGUCAUCUCCUUCACGUCAGAGUUUGUUCCACGCAUGGUUUACCAGUACAUGUACAGUGUAAAUGGCACCAUGAAUGGAUACACAGAGCACUCACUGUCUUACUUUAAUGUCAGCAACUUCCCACUGGGCAGUGCGCCCACCACCGCCCUCAUCACCGGAGUCUCUAUGUGCAGGUAUAAGGACUACAGAGACCCACCUUGGGACCCAGAUGCCUACACCUUCUCUAAACAGUACUGGUCGGUCCUGGCUGCAAAAUUGGCCUUCGUCAUAUUCUUCCAGAACCUCGCCAUGUUCCUCAGCAUGUUGGUGGCCUGGAUGAUACCAGACGUACCGCGAUCUCUGCGUGAACAGCUGAAGAAAGAGAACAUGAUGCUGAUGGAGUUUCUGCUGAAUCAAGACCAAGACCAAGAAGCACGUGCCAAAUCUCACUCCCCAAAACGCUCCAUCCCCUGCUUUAGCGCCAACAUAGACAUUGUGGUGGUGGAACCUCUAGAAGAAAUAGAGGAGCAACAAGUAGAGGUAGAAAGGGUUGAGAUCAAUCUGGACGAACCGAGGAGGAGCACUGACAGUGAUCCAGAGGUCGGGAAGUCAUUUGAAGAAGUUGAAGAAAAUGCCCUGGAAAAGCGAGGAGGAGAGGGAGAAGAAGAUGAUGGUGGAGAGGUAGAAGGGGGAGAGAAGGAAAGAGAUGGAGAAGGAAAUAAAGACGAUGGAAAGGGAGAUGAUGAGCAAGAGGGAGGAGAAGAAAAAGAGGAAGUAGAUCAAAGAAAAGAAGAAGAAAAGGAAGUUGACGAUAAAGCAGUUGAGAUGGAGGAUUUUACUGUCGACCUGGACAAACUUAUGAGCGACCUGGGCCUGUUAGAUGAAGAACUCUCAUCGAGCCCAACCAGAGAUACAGAGUUCCCCCGCUCAGAGUCCCAACAGGAAUGCCAGAAAGACCAGGAGCCUCUGUCACAUCCAUCAUCUACAAGAGGCUCAUCUCAGAGUCUGAAGGCCUCCGGGGCAGAAAUGACAUCCGGUAGUGACACUAGGCUCUUCUCACUAAUUGCUCCUCCUCCCAGAGAGCAAGGCUCAAGGGGAAAGGCCCGCUGUUCCACCCUGCCUUCCCGCCACAAAGGGGCUGAGGCUUGCUACAGCCUGCCACGGCCAAGCCACUCCACCAGCCUCACGAGGUUCCAGCAGGCGGCCACACUUAUUCCCCUGGUUCCUCUGGGCUCUACAUUGUCAGCCUCAUCCAAUCCGUUCCCUCCUCCACACACACCUGUGUUACCAUCAUCUCCGCAUCCCACAGAGUCCCCAUCAGCCCAACAGCCCACAACCCCCAGUGAACUAUUCGCACUGAAAGGCCCUCCGCCUCAACAGCCACGCUCCAGGGGCGAAGCCCGGUGCUCCACCCUGCCUCCCCGACACAGAGUCCCUGGUCCUGAGGAGCGCUCCACCAAGCCUAGCCAUUCCACCAGCUUUACAAAGCUGCAUCCCCCCUUUCCCCAGUGAACUGAAACGCAACACGCCAGUAUGAGAGCUGGAAGACAAGGGAAAGGGACACACUGUGAAAGAGGGAGGGGGAGGAGUAUCCAGAUUAGCUUCUCCCGUCUGUGCCUGGAGACCUCCGUCUGUCCUCCGUAUUUGCAUAAAUAAUACCUGGGGUCUGAGGAGAGGCCAUCCAGAUCCACUGAACAUCCUUUUGAUCCUCUUAAUGUUCAUGGAGAUGUUUAUACCACUCUGUGGUAAGGAGACUACUUGACAAUUCAGAGAAAGACUGCUCUGAAACUCUCCCUACCAUGCUCGAGAAACAAUACCAAUUGAACUUCAACCUCUUCUAUUUCCAUAUUUUGUAUUAUUAUUUCAAAAUGUUUUUGAUGGUUUGUUUUCACAGCUCAAUAGCCACUGCUCCUCUGUUUAUCAUCCACACACAUGCAGCAGUGCUGCCUUGUAGACCAGAGA
This is a messenger RNA of Cyclopterus lumpus (lumpfish), 4429 nucleotides long. RefSeq names its product anoctamin-2 (gene ano2a). The transcript has 28 exons. Gene Ontology annotation, biological process: chloride transmembrane transport. NCBI's taxonomy places the organism in Eukaryota, Metazoa, Chordata, Actinopteri, Perciformes, Cyclopteridae. The record is from RefSeq and is a predicted model, not a curated record. The coding region runs from base 44 to 3979 and encodes 1311 amino acids. Gene Ontology annotation, molecular function: chloride channel activity; protein dimerization activity. Gene Ontology annotation, cellular component: plasma membrane.